This is a messenger RNA of Hemisphaericaspora subhashii, 378 nucleotides long. RefSeq lists its product as uncharacterized. The record is from RefSeq and is a predicted model, not a curated record. NCBI's taxonomy places the organism in Eukaryota, Fungi, Ascomycota, Pichiomycetes, Serinales, Debaryomycetaceae. Gene Ontology annotation, molecular function: protein folding chaperone. The transcript has 2 exons. Gene Ontology annotation, cellular component: endoplasmic reticulum membrane. Gene Ontology annotation, biological process: protein insertion into ER membrane. The coding region runs from base 1 to 378 and encodes 125 amino acids.
AUGGCACCAAAGAUAAAUGCAGAAUUAGUUGUACCAUACAAACAUAUGCCAGCCAAACCACGUAAGGAAGCCAGCUCAAUGAUGGCCCAAUCCUUACCCAUGGCCGCCAUGUUCAUGAGAAACAAAAUCUUAUCAUGGUCAGCUGUCUUCUUGGCCAUUCAAUCCUAUUUGAAUGAUCCAAUUAAUGCCCCACCGGCAGAAGAUGGAUCAACUUCAACUCCAGCAUCUUUGAGGGUGAUAUUUGCACUUGUUUCUUUGGUAACUUGUUAUAUGGAUGUUAUUUUCCCAAGUUCUAAUCCGGGGUUGAAGAAGGCGGUGGUUGAGACUGCGGCGGAGAGUAUUACUUCGAUUAUUGAGACUGCUACCACUGGUGCUUAG